Molecule: messenger RNA, 2682 nt
Organism: Salvia hispanica
Lineage: Eukaryota; Viridiplantae; Streptophyta; Magnoliopsida; Lamiales; Lamiaceae
Product: putative late blight resistance protein homolog R1A-10
Biological process (GO): defense response to other organism
Molecular function (GO): ADP binding
Source: RefSeq, a predicted model, not a curated record
AUGGGUGCAUACGCCAGUGUGAUUUCGCUGAAGCACACAAUCAAACGUCUCCUAAAUUCAUCUCAAAUCGUGUUGAUUCCCCCGUCUGCAGGGAUCUUAGAAUCUGCCAGCAACGAGCUUCAGUCGUUGCGGAAAACUCUCAUAAGAGUGGAUGGCGGAAGCAAGAGCAGCAGCAGGAAGAAGAUCAACGCUUUUGACGAGCAAAUCACAGAGGCGGUGUACAAACUCGAAGAUUUGCUCGAAUCCGACCUAUCAGAUCAGAUUAUUUCACAAUCAAGCGGGGAUUGGAAUAAAUUCUCCAUAAAUCUGCAGGAAUCAGAGCGCGAGAUUGUGUGCCUCGUCGAUGCAUUGAAGGAGAUGGAGCUGGACUACAUCAAAGAAUUAGACAAUCCAGAAAUUGAAGAAGAUGAUGGUGAUGGUGAUGAACCUAUUGUUUCGACAAGAAUUGAUUCUUGUGGAAAUGAGACGAAGUUGAUUGGAUUAUCUGAUAAAUUUCUGGAAAUCAAAAAUCGGCUUAAACGUGUGGAUGGGCUUCGCUUCGUGACGCCUAUAACUGGGAUGGCUGGAAUCGGUAAGACUGCACUUGCUAAUGAAAUUUAUAACGAUUUUGAUAUUUCACAACAGUUUGAUCUUCGAGCUUGGGUUGCAGUAGGUAGAAAAUGGAAGUUGAAAGAAAUCUUACUUGCCAUUGUAGCUCAAGUUGAUGCUAACAUGGUUGAAAUUAUUAUGGAUGAAGAGGUGAGAAAGAUUGGUGAUUAUUUGAAAGAAAGGUUGAAAGUUAGGAGGCAUCUCAUUGUGUUGGAUGAUGUGUGGGACAAACAAGUUUGGAACGAGUUGAAAAAUAGUUUGUUUAAAGAUGAUGAUAAUAAUAGAGGGAAAAUCUUGAUCACAACUAGGUUAGACCAAGUAGGUCGAGGUGCUAGCAAUCCUGUAUCAGGAAUUGUGAAAAUGAGGUUUUUGGAUAAGGAAGAAAGCUGGGAUCUUCUUCGUGAGAAGGUUUUUGGAGAAGAGUUAUGCCCUUAUCAGCUAGAGAAGAUAGGAAGGAAGAUUGCCGAGAAGUGUGAAGGUCUUCCUCUUAUGAUUGUGGCGGUGGCAAACCUCUUAUGUGGAGUAGAGAGGACGCCUGAGUAUUGGAGUGAGGUAUUGGAGAAAAAGAACUCGGUUUUUAUGGAUGCAUAUGGUGCAAUAUCAAAGGUUUUGUAUCCAAGUUUCGAGUACUUGGCUCAGGUGUUGAGGCCAUGUUUUCUUUAUAUGGGAGUUUUUCCUCAAAAUUUUGAGAUAUUGAAAUCAAAGGUGGUCAUAAUGUGGGCGGCUGAGGGAUUUCCUGAGCCAUUGGGAUGGCAAACUGCAAAUGAAUAUAGUGAGCAUUGUUUGAGAGCUCUUAGUUACAAUAAUCUUGUUUUGCUUCAUAAAGAAAGCACAAUUUGGAACAUUAAAUCCUCUGGGGUGAAAUCUUGCUUGGUUCAUACUUCUGUGUGGCAUUUAUGCAAAACGGAAGCUAAGAAAAACAAGUUCUUUCAUAUGUUAUAUAAGUGUGGUGAUGAUCUUGAAGAGGGUAUAGAAGGCCAACGGCGACUGGCUAUCCAUAAUAACAUUUUAUUUGGCAUCAAAGAUGUGCGUAACUUGAUUGAGGAUAGUUGUGCAUCAACUGCUCGUUCUCUCUUAUGUUUUGGCCCAUUCUGUCGUUAUCAAGUUCCCGUUUGUUUUGGUUUAAGGUUGUUGAGGGUGGUGGAUGCUCUUACAAUCCGUUUCUAUGAGUUCCCAAUUGAGGUAGUGAAACUGGUUCAGUUGAGGUAUCUUGCCCUCACUUGUGAUGGGGAUCUCCCUUCUUCCAUAUCCAAACUUUGGAACCUUCAGUCCUUGAUUAUAUCCCGACAUCUUAGCAUCAAGCCUUUUGAGGUUCCAUCGUACAUUCCUAAGGAGAUAUGGGAUAUGAAGGAACUGAAGCAUCUUCAUGUUGUGGGAAGCGAUCUACGAGAUCCUUGUGGUGAUUCGUUACCAAACCUCUCAACACUUUUAGACGUGAGUGCUGUUAGUUGCACAAAGGCGAUUUUUGAAGCAAUUCCUAAUCUAAGGAAGUUAGGAAUUCAAAUUGAGUCAGAGCCUGACGCUGCUGAGGCAUUGAGUUUCCUUGAUCAAAUUUCCAAUCUCAAAAAACUGCAGAUACUCAAAUGUGUAGUCGUGAAUCCUGACCUAAUGACCGAAACACUUCUCCAUCCGCAUCCACAUCCUCUUCCAACAUCGCUGACAGUUCUUAAGAAGCUGCAUUUGAGUGGGUUGGGAUAUUCUUGGGAAGAUAUGAGUGUGAUUGGAUCAUUGCCGAAUCUUGAAGUACUCAAGUUGCGAUGCUAUGCCUUUCAAGGUCGGACAUGGAUAGUAGAAGAGAAAAGAUUUGCAAAACUUGGAUAUCUUGUGAUUGAAGACACUGAUUUGGUGGAGUGGGAAGUGAGAGAGGGAGGCUGCCCAAAACUCUACUAUUUGAGCAUAAAACAUUGCCAUUUGUUGGAAGAGAUUCAUGGAAGAUUUGGUCAUAAUUUUGGAAAAAUUGAAGUCGUUGACAGCAACCCUUUAGUGGAGACAUGUCUGAGGCAAAUGAUACAUGGUUACUCCUCUCAACUGAAAUUUUAUGACCCCAGUAUUUAUAUUCAUUAUUCAUGGCUUGAUAAGAAGCUGAAGUUAUGA